Phragmites australis (common reed) is the source of this 2349-nucleotide messenger RNA. RefSeq names its product very-long-chain aldehyde decarbonylase GL1-5. The coding region runs from base 167 to 2026 and encodes 619 amino acids. Gene Ontology annotation, molecular function: oxidoreductase activity; iron ion binding. The transcript has 9 exons. The record is from RefSeq and is a predicted model, not a curated record. Gene Ontology annotation, biological process: lipid biosynthetic process. Lineage: Eukaryota; Viridiplantae; Streptophyta; Magnoliopsida; Poales; Poaceae.
CGAACUGUGGUUCACUCUUCGCUGUAGCUCUCCCAUACACACGCACUGAUGCACAGCUCUAUAAAUUGAGCUUGUCCCUAAGGAGAGGUCAGUUCGCUGGCUGAGAAAUAUCGAGCUAGCGCUCACGCACUCGGUCACAAGGAAAGGAGAGAGCACUAGCUCGCAAAUGGCGACGAACCCCGGCCUCUUCACCGAGUGGCCAUGGAAGAAGCUCGGCAGCUUCAAGUACCUUGUGCUGACGCCGUGGGUGGCGCACGGCGUCUACCUGGCGGCGACCAAGGGGUGGCGGGAGGCAGACCUGGGGUACCUGGCCAUCCUCCCGUCCCUCCUCCUCCGGAUGCUCCAUGACCAGGCCUGGAUCACCGUGUCGCGGCUCCAGAACGCGCGCAGCCGCCGGCAGAUCGUCGACCGUGGCAUCGAGUUCGAGCAGGUGGACCGGGAGCGGAACUGGGACGACCAGAUCCUCCUCAGCGGCGUCCUGCUGUACCUGGGCGCCCUGUACAUGCCGGGCGGGCAGCACCUGCCGCUGUGGCGCGCGGACGGCGCGGCGCUGAUCGCGCUGCUGCACGCCGGCCCCGUCGAGCUGCUCUAUUACUGGUUCCACCGCGCGCUGCACCACCACUUCCUCUACACCCGCUACCACUCCCACCACCACGCCUCCAUCGUCACCGAGCCCAUCACCUCCGUCAUCCAUCCGUUUGCAGAGCUCGUGGCUUACGAAGUGCUGUUCUCGAUCCCAUUAAUCACAUGCGCCUUGACUGGAACUGCUUCCAUCAUUGCAUUCGAGAUGUAUGUGAUCUACAUUGACUUCAUGAACAACAUGGGCCACUGCAACUUCGAAUUGGUGCCCAGCUGGCUGUUCAAAUGGUUCCCUCCUCUCAAGUAUCUCAUGUACACACCAUCGUUUCAUUCUCUUCACCACACUCAAUUCCGGACAAACUACUCUCUUUUCAUGCCAUUUUACGACUACAUAUAUAACACCAUGGACAAAUCAUCAGACACGCUGUAUGAGAAGUCACUCAAGGGCAAAGAGGAAGAAGUGGACGUGGUUCACCUUACCCAUCUUACCAGCCUGCAGUCCAUCUAUCAUAUGAGGCCCGGGUUUGCCGAAUAUGCUUCUAAGCCUUACGCUUCCAAGUGGUACAUGCGGAUGAUGUGGCCCGUGUCAUGGCUUUCCAUGGUUCUGACAUGGAUGUAUGGUUCGUCAUUCACUGUUGAGAGGAAUAUCAUGAAGAAACUCAGGAUGCAGUCAUGGGCCAUACCAAGAUACAGUUUCCAUUAUGGAUUGACUUGGGAGAAGGAAGCAAUCAAUAACCAGAUCGAAAAGGCGAUAUGUGAAGCUGACAAGAAAGGAGCCAAAGUUGUUAGCCUCGGACUCCUUAACCAGGCACAUAACCUCAAUGGAAGUGGAGAACUUUAUCUGCAGAAGUACCCAAAGUUGGGGGUAAAACUUGUCGAUGGCACCAGCUUAGCUGCUGCGGUGGUAGUGAAUAGUAUCCCCAAAGGCACAGAUCAAGUUGUUCUCGCAGGAAGUAUUUCAAAGGUGGCUCGUGCUGUUGUUGCAGAAUUGUGCAAGAAAAAUGUCAAGGUAGCAAUGACAAACAAGAAGGAUUAUCAUUUCCUUAAGUCCAACAUGCCAGAAGAUGCAGCUGAGAACCUUUUAUUUUCAAAAACCGCCAUUGCAAAGGUGUGGUUAAUUGGGGAAGGUCUAGAUACUUCUGAGCAGUUCAAGGCACAGAAAGGAACCCUGUUUAUCCCAUAUUCACAGUUGCCACCAAGAAUGGUGCGCAAGGACAGCUGCACUUACUCGACGACUCCUGCAAUGGCUGUGCCUAAAACGCUGCAGAAUGUGCACUCCUGCGAGAAUUGGUUACCAAGGAGGAUCAUGAGUGCAUGGCGCAUUGCUGGAAUGGUUCAUGCAUUAGAGGGAUGGAACGAGCACGAGUGCGGGGACAUCGUGCUAGACAUGGAGAAAGUAUGGUCUGCUGCAAUUCUGCAUGGUUUCUGCCCUGUUUCUCAAGUUUGAUUCUCCGGUUGCAAGUCAAUGCAAUAAGUUCUUGAAAUUCAUGUCAUAUGCUCACAAGAAUUAUGCUCCAGACAUAUUGUGAUGUUGAUGUUCUAUUUCUCCCCCUCUUCUUCUGUAUCUCUAAGACAGGCUUUCUACAAAGUUGAGAUGAACACCUUUGGUCUAAAACCAUGCUACCAAAGGGGGGAUAAGACUCUAUGGCUCUUGAUAAGCAGGGAUGUAGCAUAUAAUUAUUCUGAUCUGCGAUAGCUAGAUGUUUACUAUGUUAUUCACAGCAUAUGCUCAAAGAUCAUUGAUGACUUUAUGUGAUACAACAUGGAACA